AUGUCUUCCAAAAUCAUCCGCCAACGUCAAAUGACUAAAAUAAAUAAUGAAAAUCCCGUAAAAAAUAUUAGUAAGUACUAAAAUUAUAGUUAAAAGCAUGACAAAAUAUUUGUAUAUAAUGUAAAUUAUUCGGCAUAAUUCUAGUUUUGUAUAUCAAACAAUUUCUUUGAUACAUUAUUUUUUAAAUUAUGUUUUCGAGCCUAGGUACAUUGAAAUUGUGAAAAUAAGCUGGACGUAUUCAUUAUUUGGAAGUUAUGGGAAAAACUUCAAUAAGUUUUGAUUUCUGUUACUCGAAUUUUCAGUUAGAAUUUAAUAUUUUUGAAAAGUUGUUUUCUUGAGUGGUUUUAAAUACAUUGGUAUUAUUACAGAAUAUAUCAAAACUUAUUUAAGAAUAAUAUUUAUUUUUAAAGUGUCUGUUCUUAAACUAUAAUCAAUUUCAUUUUUUUAUUUGUUGUAUCUAGUUCCCUAGGUAUCCAAUGUGGUUUUGCAUAACAAAUUUAUACAUAUAAAUGUAUUUUAUCAAAAAUCUGACAUGAGUUUGUGGAGCUACUAAAUUUAAGUGGCCAAAGACCUGUUCUUUUGUAGUGAAGAUUGCUGUUUUGGUUUACAAUUACACUCCUUGCAGUAGUAUUAUGUUGCAAAUUUGGUUAAGUAACCGAGCUGCUUCCUUUUUUCCCCAUCAUUAAAGGAGGGAUUAAAGAAGGAUGCACUUUGUUGCUAAAGUUAGGGAACGAAGUCACCUGGCAUAACAGUGCAUCACACACAUCUGCACCCCCAUAGUUUCUUUAUUAAUGCAAAUUUUCAACUAUUUUUCAAGGUUUUUGUACAAAGUUUUUAAUAGUUAGUAUGAUAGGUAUGAUUUGAUUAACUUAAUUAAUCAUUGGAUUAAGUAUUAAAUUUUACAUUAUGGAAAAAACAAAUAUUAAAAUCUGUUUAAGAAACAAGUGUAACAUAAAAAUAGGAAUUUUUUGAAGAUUUUUCUUUAACAUCCAUAUGAAGUUUGUACGACUUUUCGACAUUUUUAAUGUACAUCCAAAAAAACAUAUUUCAAAAAAAAUAAAUUGAUAAAAAAUUGUUAGUAUGCUAAACUAGAAUUGUUUCAAUAUUAUGCAAUUUAUACCUAAAUAGAUGAUUUAGUCUGCGUAUCAUUUUAUUAAUUUAUUUUUAUAUUUUGUAGAAAAUACAUUGAUUGUAAAUCGUAAACAAAGUGCUCUGAAAGUGUUGACAAACACGGUUCAAUCAACAAAAAAAAAAAGCCCUAAUAAAAGUCUCAAAAAUUUGAAAGCUUUUACCAUGGAUAAGUUUGAGAUGGAUGUCAAAUGUAAAUCACCAUCAGCAGACAUCUCCUACAAUCAGAAUAAUGAUGAGUUUAACCAUAUUAACUGUUCAUCACUACUGGAAAAUGGUAAUAUUAAAAACAAUAAAUUUAAAAUGACAAAAUGAAAUAAAUUUUAAUGAAGUAUUCACACUUUAUAUUUAAAUGCAUAAAAAACCGUUAUGGUUUGGGGUUAAAAUAGGACUACAAUAACUCUUGUUUAUAGCAUGAGGUGAUUCAAAGGAGGUAGAGAGCAGCAGAAACUGAUAUAUCUAAAAUUAGUUAGAAAGUUAAAGUUAAGUUGGAAAGUUACUUUUAAAGUAACAUUUUAACGCGUUAAAAACAUAAAGUAACUAAUUAUUUUUAAUCAUUACAAAAAUAUUCCUAUGUUUCGUCACAUUAGAGACUAGACCGUGUUGUGGAUUAUGAAAUGUACUAGAUACAAUUUUGUGAUAUAUAAUUUAUAUAACUUUUAACAUAUUAAAUGUUUUGUUAUACAUGGUUUAAACCACAUGUAUUUACAAUAAAUAUUGUACGUUGUUAAUUUUACAUAUAUAUAUUUUAAAUAUAGUAAGUUAAGGUCUGCACAAGCUGCAUCGGUGGCAGUAAAAUUCAAAUAACCUAUGAUUAUUUUAGUUUUGAAAUGUGCGCAUUAUCUUUUUGUAUGAAUUGUGCGACUUGUAUGUUUCAUGAGGUAUUUGUAUAAUAUAUUGUAUGUAUUUAUUUUAAAUAAAUUAAGGUUAAUAUUUUAAAUAUUUGAUCAAAUGAUCAAUUCAAUUACUACCAAUAAUUCAGUUAUUAGUUUUUAAAUUAUAAAAAAAAAACAAACAAAUUUCUAACUUUAGUUUCAAUUUAAUUUUUUUAUUUUUACUAAGUUUGAAAUAUGAGAAAUUUCUGAAACCAACCUAUAUUCUACUUCAUUAGUUUUUAUAAUAAAGUAACUUACCUUUAACUAGUUGAAACAAAAUUACUAACUUAGAUAGUUUUAUUUAUUUGGACAAAUUAUCUAGUUUUAGUGUAAUGACUUAGAGUCUGAUCAUUUUUUAGUGAAUACUCGCUGCAUACCCACUCCCAUUUUCUUAGAAAAGUAUCCCGAGCAGAAAGAUCAAAUUUAAAAUUUUUGCCUUUCCUCAGUUACUCUUCCAAACUGAGAGUGUUUCCUAUUCACAAAUACAUUUUUUCUUUUUGCAAAAUUAACUAAUACAGUAAUAAUUUACCAUUCAUUUUCUAGUGGAUGUUCAGUAUGUAAAAUUUAAUUUUACUGGGUGUCCAAUAGAAAGCCUUGUAAAUUCUCAUGCUCAGAGUUUAUUUUUUUAGUGAUGGAAAUUAUUACAAAUAGUCAAUACUAGAAUUUUCUUUUUACAUUUUAAAUUGUUUAUUAAUUAUGAUUGUUAUUUUAUAGAUUCCUUGCCUUCUAGUAUGACUUGUAAUAUUGGCAUGUUGAGCGACUUUUUCAAUUUCAAAAAUGGCAAUGAUAAUUGGUUUCUUGAAGAUUAUAAUAAGAUAAUGAUUAAUAAAAUCCAAAAUACAUUUGAAAAUUUUGGUAAAUAUAUUAGAUUCUGUGUAACUAUAAUUUUCCUAUUAUUGUGUAUAAUACCUGAAUUGAAUAAAUAAAUAUUUUAUGUAUUUUAGGAGAGCCAGAUAUGGAACCAUACUCAUUACCACCAAUGCCAAAAAUGGAUUUUUCAGAAAUACCAAGUUUUUGA
This is a messenger RNA of Cinara cedri, 3021 nucleotides long. NCBI's taxonomy places the organism in Eukaryota, Metazoa, Arthropoda, Insecta, Hemiptera, Aphididae. The record is from the annotation of a GenBank genome assembly.